GUUUCGGCAAAUUAUAGAUCGCAAGUACAAAAGAAAGCGGUGUCGGCAUUUGCCGUCCACGCCUUGGCUCCGGACUCAUGUCCACCGUCGAACAGCCGCACUUGGUUUCCCUGGUUCUACAAUCUAAAAAGGCUUUGCAGCAUGGUGAACAGCUCUGUCAUGGUGCAAACGAUCUCUCAAAUGCCACGGCGCAAUGUGCUGUGGACAUCUUUGCCCUGGAUGCCAAAAUUAAAUGGAUAACUGACGCUGUGGUAGAGCAACUCAAGCUGGCAGCGAGCGUAGCGAAGAGUAUAGAGGAAAGACGUUUAAGGCUGAGCAAGGAAGUGCAGGAAUGGGACCAAUCACGCAUCAAACGCUCUAAUGCUCUUGACAGCGUUCUGGAAUCCUUGGGAUCUCAGCGUGUACCGCCAGAACUUUACGAAAUGUCUAGAGGAUCGUCAAUAUUCGGUAGUCAACAUUCAGAGGAGGAGAAGCCUCCGUCGCCCCAGCGUAGUCCAUCUGCUACCGUCAGGAUCCCUAAUAAGCCGCUAGCAGAUAGGACGUCGUGGAAGACUUUGCGUGAUUUCGUGGACGACCGGGCUAUUGAUGAAAUCAUGGAUACACUGGAGAAUGAACGAACUGUGUUAGACGAUAUCUUAGGAAAGACAGAUGAAUUUCCUGAGGUGCUAACAAGUACGAUAACGAGUAUACGAAACUCGCUACCUGAUGAGGUUCCUCCGACUGCGAUUGAGAGUCAUCUAAAUUCGCAAGAUGAAACUAUCCACGCCAUGGCGGCGCUCUUGGUGAGUCUUACCGGACAUUACGAUCAAAUGGCGAGGGCCUUGAAGGACAGCGAGGCUGGGGAGGCGUUUAGUGAUGGGGACCUGCAGGAGAUGAAUCGUGACACGGAAGAACUGCCUGCUAUCAUGGCUGAUCUGGAGCAUUACAUAGCUUCCGUCAAGACUGUCUAUGACACUUUUGUCGGCUUCAAGUCGUCUUCACAGGUCCAACUCGAUAAUCUUCACGAUAUUCUAGAUGAUCUUGACGAACUAGGAGAUAUCAUGACAGAAAUGCUCGAAACGCAGGAUUCCGUCGAGGCCGAAUGUGAAGAGAAGUUGUCGGAACUCCACCAGCAACUUUUCACUAUUGAAAAUCUGCAUGAAAGAUUUGUAUUGUAUCGAACAGCGUUCGGAAAGCUUAUCCUUGAAAUCGAACGACGAAGAGUGUACUCGGAGGCAGCCGAAAACAUCGCGCGAGGGAUGAAUGCCCAACUGGAAGCUAUGACUGAUGAAGAGAGACUAGUUCGAGAACGUUUCAAUGUGGAGCACGGUGCGCACCUACCUGAGGAUAUAUGCCUGUUUAUCGGCAAUCCACCUACGCAAUGGGAAGUUGUUCCCAGAGACGGGGAGAUCACAGAAGUGGUGCCAGAGAUUGAGCGAGACUUCUUACAGUCCUUAAACAUUAACUGAUAGUCUUGUGGUAUUAAGUGCUCUUGUUGAAAUAUUUUUUCAAGAUUACAAGCAUGAAGGACAUCGUUGUCUCAGUCUCGUUCACCCGUACCACCACCAUCUAUUUUUUCAAUUUUUGAACCCAAUCAUGUCCGCGAUAUUCACCCUUCACAUUCCAAUUGAAAUUAACUCUCAGAUCUGUCCUCCAAAUUUUGUAUACUCUGUGGAUUGUCAGGCGACAGACCACUUCGUUUUCAAACAAGUUCCAGAGUUAUCAGGCUCUGCAAAAACCGGGCUAACUCAGCAUCUGACGGCCACCGACAUCAUACAGAUCGAUGAAUGUACCACCAUUUACCGUGCAGUAUCUCAAGACCAAGGAAACUUUGUGCUCAAAUUCGUGCUCUGGAAAGGCGAGCCUGUAGAAAUAAUCCUAGCGGGUAUGGAAGCACACGAGGGAUCAGGGCACGAAUACGGGAUUGACGCAGUACAUGAGCA
Desarmillaria tabescens is the source of this 1922-nucleotide messenger RNA. RefSeq names its product autophagy-related protein 17. Gene Ontology annotation, molecular function: protein kinase activator activity; molecular adaptor activity. Gene Ontology annotation, cellular component: phagophore assembly site; Atg1/ULK1 kinase complex. Bases 78 to 1448 code for a protein of 456 amino acids. Lineage: Eukaryota; Fungi; Basidiomycota; Agaricomycetes; Agaricales; Physalacriaceae. The transcript is spliced from 7 exons. Gene Ontology annotation, biological process: piecemeal microautophagy of the nucleus; autophagy of mitochondrion; autophagy of peroxisome. The record is from RefSeq and is a predicted model, not a curated record.